This is a messenger RNA of Laetiporus sulphureus 93-53, 1210 nucleotides long. RefSeq lists its product as uncharacterized. Gene Ontology annotation, cellular component: peroxisomal membrane. Lineage: Eukaryota; Fungi; Basidiomycota; Agaricomycetes; Polyporales; Laetiporaceae. Gene Ontology annotation, molecular function: zinc ion binding. Bases 4 to 966 code for a protein of 320 amino acids. The record is from RefSeq and is a predicted model, not a curated record. The transcript has 7 exons. Gene Ontology annotation, biological process: protein import into peroxisome matrix.
AUCAUGUCCCGACUGCCCUCAUUCCCCUUGGCCCAGCAGGCGCAGAUCAUCCGUUCCAACCAGCGAGAUUUCUUCCAAGCCUUUGCACUACGCGAACAGGCCGAUGGCGUCCUCAGAUCCUGGCUCGGGACACGAUGGCUGACUCGUUGGGAUAGAGAGGUCGAGCUGGCUACCAAGCUGCUUUAUUACGGUUUGACUGUCGGCCGUGCGACGCAGACGCUUGGGGAAGAGUACACAGAUAUCUGGCAACGGUCCAGUAGACAGCAUCGUCUUCCCUCGCAACGUGCACGUAUCGCCCUCGUUCUCCUACCGGCGCUGCCAUCCUAUAUUUUGGCGAGGUCGGGUUCGUCGCUCCCUCAGUCGACCAACCUCGGAUAUCUCCUACGCAAGCUACCUCCAACGUCAGAGGUACUUUCUGAGAUUAACUUAGCGGCCUUCUAUUUCCGAGGGGUAUAUUACGACCUGGUCAAGCGAUUGCUGGGCAUCCAAUAUAUCUCAACCAUUCCUGAAGACCCCAAUACUCGGCCGCCAUCAUACUCCCUGCUCGGCCUUCUUCUUGCCAUCAGACUUAUCCAUCGGUUCAUGAGCUUCUGUCGAAACGUCAGCAAACGAGAGGAAUCCACGGUAACGGCUGGCAAACGGCACACGGACGAAACGCAAGAGACUUUUCUCGAUGACCGGCCGCUGUCAAUCAUGCUAGGCCCUGUCGACCCUGAAAGCGUCGUAUCGACAUCCGCUGAAGAAGAUGACAAAACGAUCAUGGACUUUGUGGAAAUUCCCCCUGCUGUGCGAGCGGGCCGCAGUUGCACACUGUGCCUCGAGGAGCGAACUGCAACUACGGCCACGGAAUGCGGGCACCUAUUCUGUUGGGAUUGCAUAGUGGGCUGGGGACGCGAGAAGCCCGAAUGUCCUCUGUGUCGGCAGUCGUUGAGUCUCACAUCACUCCUACCUAUUUACAAUCUGUAGAGGGUCAUUAUACAUUAUGGAUAUACAGCACAGGACUACGAGCAGAACCGCGCGAGAUGCUCACUGGGGAGACAAAGCCGCAAAAGCGAGGGAGAAACGCAAUUUUCACCAAUCGUGACCCACAAUCGUCUACGAGCAGAGAUCAUACAGUACCAUUAGGUUAUAGCACCUGCUGGAUAAGUGUGAUGUUAUCGCCUUUUAGCAGUAUCCGUCCAAGUUCAUUGCGUGGCUUCGCAUCCUUCAC